Molecule: messenger RNA, 2853 nt
Organism: Chiloscyllium plagiosum (whitespotted bambooshark)
Lineage: Eukaryota; Metazoa; Chordata; Chondrichthyes; Orectolobiformes; Hemiscylliidae
Gene: dusp5
Product: dual specificity phosphatase 5
Biological process (GO): negative regulation of MAPK cascade; endoderm formation; protein dephosphorylation
Cellular component (GO): cytoplasm; nucleus
Molecular function (GO): MAP kinase tyrosine/serine/threonine phosphatase activity
Source: RefSeq, a predicted model, not a curated record
CACAGACAGAGGGAGAGGGAGGGACCCAGGGGCCGAGUCGGCCCGCUCCCCGGGGAAGGGGCUCUGUUCCAGGGAGAAGCCGCUCCGGGGAUGACUGUGGCCGGGAUUGACAGCCAGCGCCUGCGGAGUUUACUCCGGAAACAGCGCGGCCGGAGGCUGGUCCUGGACUGCAGGCCGGUCCUCUCCUUCUCCGCUUCCCAUGUUCACGGCUCGCUCAGUGUCAGCCUCAACCCGCUGCUGGUCCGCAGGGCCCGCGGAGGAUCGCUGCCUCUCCACUUCAUCAUCCCGGAUGAGAAAGCACGGGCCCGGCUGCGGGAGGGCCGAGUGGCCACCGUGGUGGUCCUGGAUGAGAGGAGCCCACAGAGAGGCACUAAAGGCAGCAUCGCCCAGAUCGUGUUCAACACCUUAACCAGUGCCAGCCCGAGGGUAAAGAUCUACCUCCUGAAAGGAGGCUAUGAAGACUUUCACUCUCAGUAUCCAGAAUGUUGCACUGAGCUAACGCCUGGCAUGAACUACACCAGUGUGCAAGAGGUUAAAGAAACUGAUGCAAGCCCUACAAACCAGCAUGACAAGCCUUGUAGCAACCACAGACCAGUCUAUGAUCAGGGGAAACCUGUUGAAAUCCUGCCUUUUCUGUACCUGGGUAGUGCCUACCAUGCCUCCAGACCCGACUUUCUAGAUGAUCUCCACAUCACUGCUUUGCUGAAUGUCUCUCGCGACUGUGCAGAAUACUUCAAGAGCAAAUAUCAUUAUAAAUUCAUUCCUGUAGAAGACACUGCAACUGCAGACAUGAGUUCCCAUUUCCAGGAAGCAAUAGAUUUCAUUGAUCAUGUGAGGCACACAGGAGGGAAAGUGCUGGUCCACUGUGAGGCAGGAAUCUCUCGCUCACCCACCAUCUGCUUGGCUUAUCUGAUGAGAUCCAAGGAGCUACGGUUAGAAGAAGCCUUUGACUACAUUAAAGAGCGAAGGAGUACCAUUUCUCCCAAUUUUGGCUUUCUGAACCAGCUAUUGCAAUAUGAAUCUGAAAUUCUCUCCCUCACCCCAACCAUCCAACCGUGCAAAAGAGAGACUGUCUCCUGCUCUGCUGAAGAACUGACCUACAAUAAAAGUUUGGAAAGUUCGGUCUAUACUUUCCCCAGUUCACUUUUGAGUACAGUGCCAAUGCCAUCACCAGCUCGCCCGUUUGAGUUCAGCCCGAUAAAGCUAUCUCUGUCUUGCUGAAAUAUGAAUCAAUGUCCAAAAUCAUCAAAUGGAGGAAACCUAACUGAAGGAUCACAAACUGAUACAUCAUUGAUGGUGAAUCCUGAUUGAUUUCCCGUGGUUUAUCAGGUCCUACAGUAUUUUGUGUUUACCAAACUCUGCUUUUUACGAUUGUCCAACCAAUCAGCACAUCCUUCCUGUAGACUGUUGGAACUCAUUGCUGAGCCACCACAAAGAAGGAAGGUCAUAGUAACAUAAGCACACGGUGAGAGAAUGGGAAGGCCGUUCUAACUGUGUAUCGUACAUAAAUGAGGCUUACACUCACUCUCAUGGCUACAUGCACUGCAUUAGAUCAGCAUUGCCCCAGCCUUGCUUGGCUGGGCCUUUUCAUUGUUCUUUGGUUCAAGUAUUCUGAGUAACUUAAUACAAACCAAAGGCCCUGUUGACAGUGUAUUCAAUGCUUCUGUAUUUAUUCAUUCGUACCAAUUCAGGGUCAUGUGUUCUUGUCUUAGUAUCAAACAUAUGCAUGAACAGUCUCUGUGUUUUUAAAUGUGAUGCUUUGUUCUAGAUAUUAACAACAUGUUGUUCUGUAUUGAAGAGCCAUGACACAUCAGAUCAGAGGGAGGCAGAGUGAGAAACUUUGAUCAUCUUUGGUCAUGAUCUGAGUUCAGGGGCAGAGGCUAAGUGACCCUGUGCAGGCUUUCUGUGGGUUGACAAUCUCCUUUAAACAUUGUGCUCCCAAUAUCUUGCUCCCCGUCGAUACCACCUCUCUCUCUGUCUGGGGCCACCCUCUCUCCCUGGCUUCUCCACCUUCUGUCCACCUCACCAGGACUCCGCUCUAGUCAUGCCCUCAGACCAUUGCACUUACCUGUCUGAAGAGUCCAGACCUGGAGUAGCACCAUUCCUGAUUGGCUCACAGUUCCUCUAGAGUGAGGAAUAAAGACCCCGUCUUGACAGCAGUGUCGGGAACUGUGUGGUCCCUCCAGAUUCCUUGUCUCUGGUAGUAGAGGUCUAGCCAUUCUCCUGAUCUCAGCCGUAGUGUGCAGCAUCAAAAUCUCUCUCCACCUACUCCAUGGAGGUUUCAACACCUUCCUGUUCACUCCAAGGGGCUAUAGCUGUGCUCCAUUACUACACACAGAUUAAUCGACAGCAUAUCACUGAACACUUCUGAAAAAAGACGGAACUUUGUAAUUAAACCAAUCUUUUAUACGUGCAGGAAGUCCCAUAACAAUUCUGUUUUGAAUUGUGGCUGCUGUUAUUAUGUUGAUGACACAGUAGGCAAGUCUGCACUGAGCAGAAUCUCUCAAACUGCAGCUAGGUAAAUGAGUAGUUAGCCUGUGAUGCAGUCAGACUAUCAGGAUCAUCCCUUUUGUAGUCUUUGAUCGUGUUUUUGGGAUCUUUUAUGAUGAAUUGAACCAGUAGAAGGGCCUUGGUUUUUGAAGUCAGCAGAAAGACGGACCUUGGCUAAUGUUGAACUCCUCAAUACUGGGCUCAAGUGUGUGUCUGCCUGGACAUUAUUAAUGUCCUGUGAGAGAGUGUGAAUCUAUAACUGACCAAGAGGCUGAGUCUGUCAUUGAGACAGGUGUUAGUAAAAUCUCUUUAUUUUCUUUGUUUUUAAUUAUGAAAUGUUUCUUGCACAUUGUCCCAUGUUCA